This is a messenger RNA of Plectropomus leopardus (leopard coralgrouper), 4421 nucleotides long. RefSeq names its product ectodermal-neural cortex 1 (gene enc1). Gene Ontology annotation, cellular component: cytoplasm; Cul3-RING ubiquitin ligase complex. Gene Ontology annotation, molecular function: protein binding. NCBI's taxonomy places the organism in Eukaryota, Metazoa, Chordata, Actinopteri, Perciformes, Serranidae. The record is from RefSeq and is a predicted model, not a curated record. Gene Ontology annotation, biological process: ubiquitin-dependent protein catabolic process.
GAGCACCGUCACAAAGGAGCAGAGCAGCAGCAGCGCAGGAGGAACGCCUCCAAACAUCUCAUCCUUUACGCGAAAAGCCCGUUGAUUGUAUGCGUCGCCUUUAAACACACAAAUUUUGGAAUUGGCAGGCAACCCAGUGUAGUAUUCGACCAGAGGAAAACGACCUCAUCCUGACCGACUAUCCGCCACAAUUUCGGGAAUAACCAAGGAGUUGUUGCACUCCCCGAGCGCAAGGCUUGCAUCGUGGCUCUUUCACAAGUGGCAUGUUCGAGGGAUACUGCGGACACAAUUGAACUCCUGCUUUCACCCAAAGAGGAUUCAAUGAAAAUGUCCGUGUGCGUCCAUGAGAACCGGAAAUCACGAGCCAGCACUGGCUCGAUGAACAUCUACCUUUUCCACAAGUCCUCCUAUGCUGACAGCGUCCUCAUGCACCUGAACUCUCUGCGACAGCAACGGCUUUUCACAGACGUCCUGCUUCAUGCCGGUAGCCGCUCCUUCCCCUGCCAUCGUGCCGUGCUGGCUGCCUGCAGCCGCUACUUUGAGGCCAUGUUCAGCGGCGGGCUGAGGGAGAGUCAGGCCAGCGAGGUCGACUUCCGUGACUCUAUCCACCCAGAAGUUUUAGAGCUCUUGCUGGAUUACGCUUACUCAUCACGUGUGGUCAUCAACGAGGAGAAUGCAGAGUCGCUACUGGAGGCUGGGGACAUGCUGGAGUUUCAGGACAUCCGGGAUGCCUGUGCUGAAUUUCUAGAGAGAAACCUUCACCCAUCUAACUGCCUUGGCAUGCUGCUGCUGUCUGACGCCCACCAGUGCACCAAGCUGUCGGAGCUCUCCUGGGGUAUGUGCCUCAGCAACUUUCCCGCUAUUUGCAAGACAGAGGACUUCCUCCAGCUGCCCAAAGAUAUGGUGGUGCAGCUUUUGUCACACGAGGAGCUGGAGACAGAAGACGAGAGACUGGUUUAUGAAGCUGCCCUCAACUGGAUCAACUAUGACCUGGAAAAGAGGCACUGCCACCUUCCAGAGCUCCUGAGAACGGUCCGUCUGGCCCUGCUCCCUGCCAUCUUUCUUAUGGAGAACGUUUCUACUGAAGAGCUGAUCAACGCCCAGCCCAAGAGCAAGGAGCUGGUGGAUGAAGCUAUCCGCUGUAAGCUGAAGAUCCUGCAGAACGACGGUGUUGUCAACAGCCCGUGUGCUCGUCCAAGAAAGACCAGCCAUGCCCUCUUUCUUCUGGGAGGGCAGACGUUCAUGUGUGACAAGUUGUAUCUGGUUGACCAGAAAGCCAAAGAGAUUAUCCCCAAAGCUGACAUUCCCAGCCCCAGGAAGGAGUUCAGCGCCUGCGCCAUCGGCUGUAAGGUGUACAUCACCGGUGGGAGAGGCUCAGAGAAUGGUGUGUCCAAAGAUGUGUGGGUCUAUGACACUGUCCACGAGGAAUGGUCGAAGGCGGCACCAAUGCUCAUCGCAAGGUUUGGCCAUGGCUCUGCGGAGCUGAAACACUGCCUCUAUGUCGUAGGAGGUCACACGGCAGCAACCGGAUGCCUCCCGGCCUCUCCGUCAGUAUCACUCAAACAGGUGGAGCAGUUUGACCCGGUGGCAAACAAAUGGACCAUGGUGGCUCCUUUGAGAGAGGGUGUGAGCAAUGCAGCAGUGGUCAGUGUCAAGCUUAAGCUCUUUGCAUUUGGAGGAACCAGUGUCACCCAUGACAAGCUGCCUAAGGUGCAGUGCUACGAUCCGCAGGAGAACCGAUGGUCCGUCCCUGCGUCCUGCCCGCAGCCAUGGCGCUACACAGCUGCUGCCGUGCUGGGAAACCAGAUCUUUGUCAUGGGCGGGGAUACAGAGUUCUCAGCAUGCUCGGCUUAUAAGUUCAGCAGUGAGAGCUACCAGUGGACUAAAGUGGGAGACGUCACGGCCAAGCGGAUGAGCUGCCAGGCUGUGGCGUCGGGGAACAAACUGUAUGUGGUUGGUGGGUACUUUGGCACGCAGCGGUGCAAAACUCUGGACUGCUAUGACCCCACACUGGAUGCUUGGAACAGCAUCACUACUGUGCCAUACUCGCUUAUUCCUACUGCUUUCGUCAGCACCUGGAAACAUCUGCCUGCUUGAGUCCUGAAACUCCUCUACCUUACACCCUUUCCAUAAGAUUUCCCUGUUUUGCAUCAUCUACUGGACUCCAACUGUGAAGAAGCACACAUUAUCUUCCACAAAAAGAGACACCGAGCAGUGAUGUACAGACACCCGCAUUCAUCUUGAUGUCGCAAAGAUGCAGAAACUGGACAAAAGCUGGACACUUAACUGGAACGAUGGCAUCUCUAGUUUCCGAGAAGGCGUGCAGUGCAUUCGUUCGCGCAAAGAAACCAAACAAACUGCUGCUUGUUAAGUGAGGCACAAACUCCAAACUUGUGACAUGCGUCAUAUCAGGCUUUCAUGCCGCCAUAAAAGGACUGCAAACACAUCACACAACCUGCAUUUUCUCCCAUUUAGUCAGGCUUGUGAGGAUCUAUAUUGAUGUUUUUUCUCUAUGAUACAAAAGAAGAAAAUACUUUUCAUCAAGGCUGCAUUGUAUAGCAUGAUGGAUGUUCUAUUUAGAUUGCGGGAGAAUGCAAUGAUUGGUGUGCUAAAGAACAGUUUGACUGAUUUUUGCUGAUUUUUAAAAGGCACAAUGAAGGAGCAAAUCUCCCCGUUCUCUCCUCUAAUAAGCUCUUUUGUUUGAACCAUUGUUUCUUCUUCUUUGAAAGCUUCUUACAGCACACAAACAAACCUCUGAGUAUUCGUCUUAGGAAGCAGUUUGCUGUCACUGCAAGACACGAGGUGUUGACACCAAACACCAGCUGAGGUUGAGGAGGACGGAGGGGAUCUGUGUGUGGACUGUUGAGGGGGUCGAGGUGCACCGGGGUCACGACCUUAUGUGUUUGCUGUUUCGCAGCUACCCAUUAAGCGCUGGUUAACUGACCCCGCAGUACACAGGGGCCGUAUUCAGUGUUUGAAUCAAGUGCUUCAGAAAGAACACUGUCACAUUCAGCUGUACACUUAAUGCUGUAAUAGACCAUCCAUGCUUCUGAUGUUCUGAUCAAAGCGGCGGACUUGCUUUGCUAAGUCAUAGCUGAACCCUUUCUCAAGCAUGUCCACUCAUAGUGAUUCAGUAAAACUGGCAUGAACUCUUCUCUGUGGUCCCAGAAGUCUUGUCACCUUAACCUAAACUGAGAACUCAUCAGUUUCUUUUAUAAAACUCGCUGCAAUGUAGUCUUAAUUUAUAUAAAAAAUGAUUACUCUUGUUUUGUUAAUAUGUUUAAUCCUAUUUAUUUCUUCUCUGCCUGCAUUCUUAUGUGAAUGUAUGUUCGGGUUGUGUCAUGCAUGGCCAGGUGUUUGUGUUUUAUUUGAUCUCAGUUGGGCUGCAUUUUGCACAAUUCAGUCUUUUUCCAGGAGGAACUUGUUUGAAAAGUGAACCUCUCUUAGAGUGUGGAUGGGAGAGGGAGAACGUCUCAGAUUACUGAUGGUGUGACGCAGUUUAGGCCACAGGGUCGCUGCCCAAAUUAGAAGACUGAACAGGGUUUUCAUUUUUUACUUCUGUUAGAUUCUCUUUAAGCUCUAACCAGGGUCCGAACCUGUCUUAAAUCGUCCCAUCAGGGGCCCAUGUUGUACCAACAAAACAAGAAAAUAUGAACCAUAAAACAGAUCAGGCUGCUUGAACGGUGCAGUGUGUGACCCAGUAACUAACCCUGACAUGGUUAAAGAAUGCGACGUCUUUGCAGCUGUCCUUGGGACAGCUGGGGGACUGUCACAUGUGCUAAGCUGGCUCUUUGGGGUGUUAACCCACAGUCUUCUUCACCAUUAGGUUGAGAAAGAAUCCCGUAAGCUGUGCAUUUAUAAGGGCAGACACCGCAGUGCUUUUCACCAUAGUGUCAAUGAUGCACAUGAAAAAGAGAAGAAGAAAAAAAUGUUGCAAGUUCCUAAAGACCAAAAAGAAAGAAUGUCUUAAAAGCCAUGUUUCCACCAAAUACUUUCGGUAUAGUACACUUAGAACUGGUAUAUAACCUGUACAGACUUUUACCUAAACUGGAGAUCUGUUCAGCGUUUCCACUGCAGACAGUACUCUUAAAUCUAAAUGGGGUUGUUCCCAGAUGGUAAUAGCUGUGUCACCGCUCCAUUCAACUCUGUUUGAAUGUUUUCAAACACUGUUUUUCCUUUUAAAGGGCGAUGCAGAGGAAUGUCGGCACCUCGCCUACGUAACGGUUGUGCACUGACAUUUUUAGAACAAAAAUGACAAUUCUCUCUUGACCAACCAAUGGACUGCCCACCUGGCACCACAGGUCAAUAUGAUGUAAAGAUGUUGGACUUAAAUGUUAAAUUUCGGUUAAAUUGAAACCAGGUUGACAACAUUUUAAAUGUCGGCAGCAUGAGAAUUUCAUGCUUCGUGGAUGUUAUGCCAU